Pelodiscus sinensis (Chinese soft-shelled turtle) is the source of this 3190-nucleotide messenger RNA. NCBI's taxonomy places the organism in Eukaryota, Metazoa, Chordata, Testudines, Trionychidae. The record is from RefSeq and is a predicted model, not a curated record.
CUGCCGGGGACCAUGAACACUUUGAUGAACCCGUUGCCUGACAAUCUGUACCCCGAGGAGAUCCCCAACUCUCUGAACCUCUUCUCCGGCAGCAGCGAGUCGGUGGCUCAUUACAACCAGAUGGCUGCAGAACACACGGCGAGUUUGUAAAGCGCCUGGUGGCACUGGCCGGAUACGGGUCCUUGGAGUCCCCUGCUGGGGUGGCAAAGCCCCUGGACACCAGUAGAGAGACCAGGUCGCUCUUGGCAGCCUCAGCCUACCUGUAACUUCAGAUAAUGUUAUGGAUAUUGGAUUAGCGAACGAAAAGACCAGCCAGGAGCUGUCGUCCUAUUCGGGCAGUUUCCAGCCCGCCCCUGGCAACAAGACUGUGACCUACCUGGGGAAAUUCGCCUUCGAUUCCCCGUCCAACUGGUGUCAGGAUAACAUCAUCAGCCUCAUGAGCGCGGGGAUCCUGGGGGUGCCGCCUUCCUCCAGCGCCAUCACCAGCACCCAGAACUCCGCCGCCAGCAUGGUGCAGAACCAGGGCGAGGUGGACCAGAUGUACCCCGCGCUGCCCCCGUAUUCCACCUGCAGUGACCUCUACUCGGAGCCAGUCUCCUUCCACGACCCCCAAGGCAACCCCGGCCUCACCUAUUCCCCCCAGGAUUACCAAACCGCCAAGCCCGGCUUGGACAGUAACCUCUUCCCCAUGAUCCCAGACUAUAACCUCUAUCACCACCCCAACGACAUGGGCGCCCUUCCGGAGCACAAACCCUUCCAAAGCCUGGAUCCCAUCCGAGUCAACCCUCCCCCCAUCACCCCGCUGGAGACCAUCAAAGCCUUCAAGGACAAACAGAUCCACCCCAGCUUCGGCAGCCGCAGCGCCCCCCCCCCCCCCCACAUCUGCACCCACACGGGCGAGAAGCCCUUCGCCUGCGAGUUCUGCGGGCGCAAGUUUGCGCGCAGCGACGAGCGCAAGCGGCACGCCAAGAUCCACCUGAAGCAGAAGGAGAAGAAGGCCGAGAAGGGCUCCUCCGCCUCCUCCUCGCCGCCCGUGUCCUUGGCCCCGGUGGUCACCACCUGCGCGUGAAGCCCCCCGCCCCGACCCCCGGCCCUAGUGCCUCCCAAUGGCUGCCUUUAGCAAACGCGCACCGACGGGGACCCCUCGCCAAGAGACAGUGCGUGCGCCUCCCCUCCUGUCCCCGCUUCACCGCGGUGGGGACUUCGCUUUCCAUCGGAUCGUCUUGAUCCGAAUCGGCUGCGGGAAAGGGGGGACCCGACCCCACCCCGGAGCUGGGGGGGCCGGGCGAGGGGUUGCAGGGCUGUGGAAAGGCAUGCGGUGCCAGCGAGGGUGGUGGUGACGGCUGCGGGGGAAGCGCCCCCCUCUCCAAAUACGCGCACCCCAUUCCUCCCCCCCCCCUCCCCGCUGCUCAUUGGAGGUGGUGGAGGGGCACCAAAGCGCAGUGCUUGCUGCCCGUUGAGACUGUGCAUCCCUGUGUGUGUCUGUGACUCCGAGUUGAACUGGGCUGCUUCGAUCUCCAACCACCCCCAAAGGACUCUGGCGCAUGGAGAGAACCCAGCCGCCUCCUGGACGCAGGCGGGGACCUUGGGUAUCUUUGGCACGGGUGGCCUUCCAUCUGAUCUCAGUGUUUCUUACAGAAAUGCCUAGGAUGCUGCUGCUGCUUCUGGUCUCCCGGCCCCCCUCUUGGAGCCUCUGCCUUGAUGGUUUUCCUGGUCUCUUCACUACUGGUCUUCGAGGCACUUUCUCUGAUGUGCUGGAGAAGGGAUAUGGCUUUUGGGAUCAGCUCUUGGCUGCUCCAGAUUUAUCUUCAUGCGGUUUAUUAUUUAAACCGAUUUCCUUUGCGGGUUCAUCCCCUGUCUCCUUUCCUCCCACCUCUUCCACCCAUGCGUCCUCCCUUCUGGAAGGAAGAAAGGAAGAAAGAAAGAGGCAACCCCCCACCCCUUAAAUUUCACCAUUUCACUCCACUUGGUGUUUUAUUUCAUGUCACAUUUAGUAAGAAAAACCUUGGGAAGAGGGAGGAGAAACAUCUUUUCCCCCUUCCAUCUGGCUGAAAAGAGGUUGUUGCCAUUUCUGUUCUUGUUACCAUCUCGACAGCAGUUCUGAAUUAAAAUAUAAUAAUAAAAAUAUAUACAGUAUGUAUUUGUUAAUGUCACUAUUGGCUUUCUAGUACAGUACCGACCAUAUAUAAAGGUAUAUCAGUAUUUACAGCUUUAAUGUUUAAUUUUUGGAGAAGAGAAAAUAACUGUGAGGAGUAAAAUAGUCACUCCAAACUUUCCUCCAGAGGGAAGAUGGGGGAUUUGUAUUCAACUAAAAUCCUCUUUUAUCACACCCAAAUCCACCUCCCAGUUGUCCUCUGUAAGCAGCUCUGAAUGUACGGGCUCAAUUGAACCCUUAGAAAGAGGGAGCUAGUAGGGCUGCUUAGCAGCUUUCAUCAAAGAUCUGACUGAAUGUACUGUUGUUACCUAUUCAAUCUUUUCCCCCUAUGGCUAGUAUACUGUUCGGGUGGGGGAGGGCAGGGGCAGUAAUUAAGUUUACAGGAUGUCUGAUUUAAAGUCACUUUAUGCAUCUUUUCCCCCCUUUAUUAUAUUUUGUUCAAAGCACCAUUUUUCUGUGGUGGAUUUAAAAGGACUAGCUAUCUAGAUCUUUCAAAAGAAACUAAAAGGGGCGUGGGUUGUGAAUUUCCAGGUACUCCUAGCUUACUCUGGGUUGACAAUAUAAUGUUGGAGGGGGGGGAAGGGUAAGGCUGAUUUAACAUAUUUUCAGCAGAAGGGAAAUUCUUUACAGAAAUGCAGAAAACAGUAUUUUGCUGAAUACUUUUUAUAAUGUGAGAUAUUUUUAUUUUAUUUGGUCACUUAAAAACACAGGGAGGAGAAAUCAGUUAACCCUCAAUAUUAUUUUUUUUUCUUUCUCCUUCUGGUAUGUGCAUGUCACUGCAUGCCUGCUCUGAUUUUUUCUUCUUUUGUUUUAAUAAAACUGUGCUCAGACAUUUAAGCUAAACUAAGCAAAAAUAAUUAUUUAAAAAAUAUUUGUUGCCAAAAGGUUGUGCUAUUCAGGUUUGAUGUCUGCAUGUGAUCUUUUUUUCUAAUAAAAAAAACAAAAACAAAAUCAAAACAAAAACCAUACAAAAUAAAGGAGAAGAGGAAAAAAUGCAGUCUAAUUUAUGUGAACUGAAAGGAGCAAAAAAAAAAA